Pelobates fuscus (common spadefoot toad) is the source of this 1641-nucleotide messenger RNA. It is a transcript of the gene IZUMO1, whose product is annotated as izumo sperm-oocyte fusion 1. The record is from RefSeq and is a predicted model, not a curated record. Gene Ontology annotation, biological process: sperm-egg recognition; heterotypic cell-cell adhesion; fusion of sperm to egg plasma membrane involved in single fertilization. The transcript has 11 exons. Gene Ontology annotation, cellular component: plasma membrane; acrosomal membrane. Gene Ontology annotation, molecular function: protein binding involved in heterotypic cell-cell adhesion; signaling receptor binding. Bases 1 to 1452 code for a protein of 483 amino acids. Lineage: Eukaryota; Metazoa; Chordata; Amphibia; Anura; Pelobatidae.
AUGGUCUACAACCACUUCAAGAUGGAGGGCAUUUAUCUUCUGCGGGACCUUCUCCGGCUGGGAGUCUGGUUCACGAGACUGGACCUCAAGGGCGCCUACCUCUCCGUCCCGGUGGACGAGGACUGUCGCAGGUUCCUUCGCUUCCGAUGGAAGGGACCCCUCCAGACUCAGGUAUCAGACUCGCUCUGCGAUCUCCUUGUUGGAACACCUGGGUUUCGUGGUCAAUCUGAAGAAAUCGGCGUUGGAGCCUUCCCAGACGGUGGAAUUCUUGGGUUUCGAAGUCAAUGCGAAAGGAUGCGUUCUUCGACUACCCUUGGCGAAGAUAGCGACCAUUCGGAAGGAGAUAAGGCGAAUAUUAUGACAAGACGUGAUUCCCCUUCGGACGUUGGCUCGCAUGAUGUUCUCCCUGUCUCCGGACGUGAAGACCGAACUGCGCUGGUGGCUCCUGCAUAUGUCCGCCUGGAACGGCAAGGCGAUAUUCGGACCAACCCCGGAUUUUGUGCUAGCAAACCAGCUGCCGGACUGCUGCGUCCUCCUUCGGACUGGAAACCCCUGCGAUCCCUCUUCCUCGAACUCGAGUAUCAGAGGGGCCCGUUCACCUUGGAUCUGUUCGCCUCCAGGACGAAUCACCAGACCCAGAGAUACUUCAGAAAAAAUAUAAUUCUCUUACCAAUGUUUUUCUCUCUUUCAUUAGAUAACAUGGAUUGCGGUUUGAUGAUACAAACCGUAGUUGACUGCAAAACUUGUGACCCGAAAAAGUUAAUUUGUGCGGGCGGUUCUAAACGUUGUCAAGAUGUUGUUAAGAGAUGCCAUUUGUGCUAUUGUUUUGAAGGGGUCGCCUGCAUCAAUUUACUGUAUCAUGAACCCUGUGCGUAUUGUGAAGGCUUGAAUGAAUGCAUGAUGGAUAUUAAAACAUGCGGAACACGCUAUAUAGAAGUCGAGGAGGAAGAUGAUAUCAUAUUUGAAUGUAGUCUGUAUUGGCAUGCCAGAGUGGAAAACCCAAUCAGUUAUAGCUUUGAAAAAGUCCAUGAAAAAGAAAAUAAGGUGUUGCUACUCACAAAUACACCCUACCUGAUGAAAAAAAGUGCUGGUUUUGUGGACAGAGGAAAUUAUAUCUGCAAUGCGGAACAGGGAGAACGUCUUCCACUCAGUACUCUAAAGUAUGUAGUAAGAGUGGUGCCAAGACAAGGACCAAAACUAUAUAUAACUCGACCACCACUUCCUCCUUUGGAAGGUGAAGAAGAAAAAAAACGUAUUGCUCACCACCGGAACACCAUAUCAUCAUCAACAACAACAACAAUAAUAACUUCAUCAAUUUUGGGGUCUUUCUUGAUACUUCUAAUCAUUGCUAUUAGCACUUACAUAUAUCGAACAGCAAAGCGAAAGGGGGAAGUGGUGUCAGAAAAGCAGAAGGAAUACGAUGAAGAUAUGAUGCAAUUAAUGUUGCACUAAUAUCACUGUAUUUUAGAGAUCCAAAUAAAAACUGUCCAUAUAAAAACUGAUCCAAAUAAUGGGAAUAGAAAUUACUAAUGAUCCAACUAGAAUGAUGGAACGUAAUUUGCUAUCCAUGCUGAAAGAAAUGAGUAAAACACGAAAUAAAUGAAAGAAGGUGGAGGUAUCAUGGUGGGGGAGAAUCAACAU